Messenger RNA from Chenopodium quinoa (quinoa), 885 nucleotides. RefSeq lists its product as uncharacterized. The coding region runs from base 1 to 885 and encodes 294 amino acids. NCBI's taxonomy places the organism in Eukaryota, Viridiplantae, Streptophyta, Magnoliopsida, Caryophyllales, Amaranthaceae. The transcript has 5 exons. The record is from RefSeq and is a predicted model, not a curated record.
AUGGCUAGAAUUAGAGGAACAACUAUGGACCCCAAUUACAGAGGCGGAGACUCAAAUGAGAUGCCGCCUGAGGGACGAGCCCCAGACGAGGCGGCUAGAGAACCAUCCGGCGACACUCUCGCCACCCCAAGCGAUAGUAUUUUAGGCUCCUACAACGAGGAGACCUCUCCUGCUCAGGAGGCUGAGCAGCCAGGAACCGUCAAUGAGGGUCCCAACUCCCCAUCCGGCUCUGAUGACGGUCGCAUCGAAAGCAGUAGCUCUAGCUACUUGACCAUGUCAGAAGAUAGCGAGGAGGCGGAGAGGCCUUCGUGGCAAAAAGAAGCUAAAAACAUGCUGCCCACCGCCAAGAAAGCUUCAGAUAUCUGCAAGGAGAAUCUGGAGAAGAAGCUUGUCGCUCAGGCGGCUAAAAAGGAUGGGGGUGUUAUCCCUCGCUCCUUGCAAAAACAGAUCCAGCAACGACCAUCUGUUGAGGAACCUGCACAUAAGGCACUGCUCCGCAUGGAGGGGCUUAAGAAGGCCUACAUCCGCAAGCAGGAGGAGGCGGAUCAGGUCAAGUCCCUCCAAAAUGCCCUCAAGGAGUCCAAGACCAAAAUAGACAACCUCCAGGCGGCCCUAGACAAUGCUGAAGAUGAGCUCAAGAAGCAUGAGGAGCCCCUCAAACGGCUUGAGCAGGCAGAGAAGAACAGCAAACGGCUGCAACUAGAGAAGGACCGCCUGGUCAAGGAGGCUGCUGAUGCACAGCGCAACUUCCAGGCCACUCUUGAAGCUGAUCAGAGUCGACUCAUUGAGGAGAAUGAGCAGGACUGCAAGAACCGAAUGAAGAGGGCGUUCUCCAUUAUCCAUCCGGGUACAGACUACAACGUCUGGGAGCUCGCCUACAAGUAA